Arvicanthis niloticus (Nile rat) is the source of this 987-nucleotide messenger RNA. The record is from RefSeq and is a predicted model, not a curated record. Lineage: Eukaryota; Metazoa; Chordata; Mammalia; Rodentia; Muridae.
AUGCCUUGCCAACACAGGUCUGACCACGUUUCUGCUCACUGCUUUCUUAUGACCCUUCUGGUAACACUGCUGUCUACAUCCUCUGAUGCCUGUGGUGAGCCACCAAGAUAUGAAAACAUGACGGUCAAUGGCGAUAUUAAAACCAGUUAUGCUGCUGGGGAUCAAGUGCAAUACUCGUGUAGACCAGGGUACAUGAAACGAUCUAACAAGAUCUCCAGUGUGUGUGGUGCAGAUGGCCAAUGGUCACCCAUUUCAAAGGGUGUGUGUAUCAGAAAACGAUGUCCACAUCCAGGCGAAUUUUUAAAUGGUGACAUAAAAUAUCUGAAUGAAAGCUUGGAGUUUGGUGCACAAAUUGAAUAUGUUUGUAAUCAUGGGCACCACUUAAUUGGUGAAAGAAUUCAACAGUGUAUUGUUAUAGAAAAAGGUGUGCAGUGGAGCAGUGUACCCCCAGAAUGUAUAAAGGUUCUAUGUGAACCGCCUCCAAAUAUAGAAAAUGGAGAAUUCUACCCAAAUCAUGAUGACGUAUUUGAGUUUCAGCAAGUGGCAACCUACAAAUGUAAACAGGUAUCUGGCAAGGAUGAACUGUCCCUUGUUGGAGAGAGACAAAUAAUUUGCUCUGAAAAUGGAACAUGGAGUGCUAACCCUCCUGAGUGCAAAGUGGUCAAAUGUCCAUAUCCUGUAAUUGAAAAUGGGAAACAGACAUCAGGAUACCGCAAGAAAUAUUAUUAUAGAGCAAUGAUCACAUUUCAAUGUAACCAGGGACUCUACCUUCAUGGGAGUGAAAAAGUUGUGUGUGAGAGUAAUAGUAUGUGGCAGCCACCAAUUCCAAUGUGUAGGAGCCAGCCACCACCUCCCAUUUCAUCCCCUCCCACAACACCAUCAAGUAAAAAUGUCUCAUCCUCCAACAAAGGAACAUCACUUGAUUUUGGAGAUUCAAAUGGAUGGAUCAUUUCUCUGAUAACUAUGGCUUCACUGGAGUUGCAAUAA